CCUCUGACUGCAGGCAGCUCACCGGCUGUCCUGACCUCCUCUGCUCCCCACUGCAUGCAUCCGAUGAAGUGAGCUGUAGCCCACGAAAGCUGAUGCUCAAAUAAAUUUGUUAGUCUCUAAGGUGCUGCAAGUCCUCCUGUUCUUUUUGCGGAUACAGACGAACCCAGCUGCUACUCUGAAACCGGCCUGGGAGUGGCGCUACCCUUCAUGGGCCGUGGAGUGGCUAGGGCCGUGGUUUUCGACGGGGGGCUCCGCAGACUGUGUCUGGUAUUUCCAAAGGGCUCCGCACUGCCCUGCGAAACUUUUCAGGGGCCCGCAAAUGAAGAAAGGUUGGAAACUGGUGCCCUGAGGGAUAGCGGGCUUCCCUUUGGUUAAGAGACGAGCAAGACACACAGAGAAACUUCUGGAGAAGCAGGCGUGGACGGGUCCAUGUCUGGCACCUAUGGAGGCUUUGACUGAUGCCCCGUUGGCUCCCCCCCACCCCCGCCCCGGGGAUGUCAUUGGCAUUGGGUUAUAACGCGAUGACGCCCCCGAGGUGCAUGUGCUUGUUGGGACCAGGCCGCAAACACGAGGCUGGCUGGCUACCCUAUCCAGCUCCCUAAGGCGCUUCUCCGACACUCAUCACGGCAGUGUCUGGGCGCUUCCCUGACUUCCUCUGGCCUCAUUCACUUCCUUCUGCACCGGGAGCGAGCAGCAGCAGCGAGCAGCAGCGGCGGGCGCCCCCAGCCGAGAAACACCCGGGUCACUGCGCCCCCCCCGCCGCCCCGAGAUAUGAGCCAGGGUUGCUGAAGUGGAGCCCAGGGAACGUGAGCCGGGAUGCAGAGCAUAAAGUGCGUCGUGGUGGGUGAUGGGGCGGUGGGGAAGACCUGCCUCUUGAUCUGCUACACCACCAACGCCUUCCCCAAGGAGUACAUCCCCACUGUCUUCGACAACUACAGCGCCCAGAACACAGUGGACGGCAGGACUAUUAACUUAAAUCUGUGGGACACGGCAGGCCAGGAGGAGUAUGACCGGCUCCGGACGCUUUCCUACCCCCAGACUAACGUCUUCAUCAUCUGCUUCUCAAUAGCCAGCCCGUCCUCAUACGAGAACGUGAAACACAAGUGGUACCCAGAGGUCUGCCACCACUGCCCCAAUGUGCCCAUCCUCCUCGUGGGCACCAAGAAGGAUCUGAGAAACAACCCCGACACCAUAAAGAAGCUAAAGGAGCAGAACCAGAUGCCCGUCACAACCCAGCAGGGGGUCAACCUCUCCAAGCAGAUCCACGCCGUCAAGUACAUGGAGUGCUCCGCCCUCAACCAGGAAGGCAUCAAGGAGGUCUUCACGGAGGCCGUGCGAGCCGUCCUCAACCCCGCCCCGGUGAAACCUAAAAAGCCCUGCAUCCUUUUGUGAAGAGGACUCCAGAAACCAAAGCAUGCGGCUGGGCUUGGUGGCCGCUUGGGGAGGGGGAGGGUGCCUUAGAACCCGGAGAUGAUCCUGCACUUGUCCCUCUGCACCCAGUGAAGCUAGUAUGUACAGCCCUUCUCACUCCAGACGCUUCCCAGCUGUCUGUCCCAGGACACGGCAAGGGACAUCCUGCCUCCAUUGUAUCCAGCGUGCCCCAACCCCACUCCCCAAGCCUUCUGUCCUUCCAGUGAAGGCGUGAUUGGACAGCUGGGUGCCACGAAACCAAGGCUGUUCUCGAUAAUAAUAAACCACGUUUGCACUAAUACAUAGAUUGUCUUGGAUCACAUUUUUGGGGGGGCGGGGUAACCCUGAUAUGUCAUUAGAUGGUUUCCCCUCCCCUUUGAUGUGAAGCCAAGGAGUCCCUGGUCCCAUCCUGUUCUCGGGACCUGGGUAUGUAGCUCACUCGGGGAUGAAUGGCUUCCACUUCUUGGUCAGCCAUUCAGACGGCCACUAAAAUGAAACCGCUGCACUGCAAACCCCUGUCCUGAGAAGCGAGUGCUCAGAUGGCAUCUGCAACCGCUUGCGCCAUCUCCUUGGCCUUUGGUCUUCCAAACCCAUCAGUUGCAGGGAUGGAAGGAAACCAGGAACCUUGUUCAGUGUUAAAACGCGCCUGCCCUCCAGGAGCUGUGGCUGCUUUGGUGGUUUGAUGGGGCACUGAGCCAUCCUGCAGGGCCGACAGAACUGGCGUAAUUGCUGAAUUACAGGUUGAAGCUCAUCAGCUGCCGAAGAAGCAAGUGCCCUGGGGUCCCUUUGUCAGGUUGAAGACCCGCCAGUGUUUCCACGGGAUUCACUUUUGAUUUGCCGGGAGAGGGAAUGACAGAAACUUGUUCUGAUUGUCUUCUCCUGGCUUCCUCGACAUUCCUUCUCCUCUGAGCCCCACACAGCCCUUCACUGAUAGAGACCACCUGGCAUGUUUGGAAAGGCUACCCCUGCAUGAAGAUGCUUUCGACAAAUCCCACCUGUUUACAAAGAGAAGGCAUUUGUGCUUACAUGGGAGGUGGGGGGGGGGGGGGCUGUACUUCUAUUUUUUUUCCAUGGAGUUUUUGUUUUCUUCUGAGAUGGCCCCAUUUGCAGAGACACAUUUUCAGAGCCGGAGGCUAAAACCGCGCUGGCUACACGCAUCCUCUUCCACGGCUAGAAUAAGGCGUCCUGCACCUCCCCGCGCAGGUCACCUCUUUGCAAAGAGCACCACGCUUUGCUGAGCACAGGUGCGUUUUGCUGCUUGCAUUGAGAUCAUGGACCGGUUCCUCCUCCUGCACCCAGCCACCUUUCUUAACGAGACCACGUGUCUUCUUCCCGGGGACCAGACCUGCCCAAACUGCUUCAGAAGCUACCUACUCUAUUGGUCUCCUGCUUAAUGAGCUGCAGCCUCUUCACCUAGUGUUUAUUUGAAAUGCGCAGGGGUGUGAAGACCAUGUGCCCAGCAGGGUGAUCUUGAAGACUUCAGUGAAGGCCUUCAGGGAAGUGUCUCUCCUCCUUCUUGUCCUAUUUCCCUCAGCUGCCCUUUGAAUCCUGCUGCGUCACAGUGCCACUUGUCCCAACUGAAACCUCUGCACAGUGCAGCCUGAAUCAGGGUGCCUGGUCCUGCCUUGCGUGCAGGGGACUGGACUAGAAGACCUCUCGAGGGCCUUUCCAGUCCUACCAGUCUAUGUUUCUAUGAUCAUCUCGCUGCUCCACGUUCUGAUUCAAGCUCAGCACUCAAACCUGGCCCGUUGAUCCAGCAGGUGCAAAGAAUUGUCACCAAACGUCACUAAAAGGAAAAGAGCCUCCGGGGGUCGGAAGGGGGGAUCAGUUUCAUCCAACUGAUAUGGAACGGCAGGGUAGCAAAAGGGAGAGUGGGGGUGAUUUUCUUUUUUGGAGGUGGCAACAGGACGCUGGGGAGAGGGAGCAGCUCGUGGGACAGCCUGGAACUCCAUGGGUCUCUCUAGGCACCAGGGUCUGUCUCCCCUCAUCCCUCCCGCCAGGUCUUUCGUGCCUUUGCAACGCUCACAGCUGACUGCCCUACCUGUGAUGCUCCCCCGGGGCGGGUGGAGGGGGCAGCACAGCCUGUCGGCCCCAGUGAUGGCUGAAUAAAGAUGCAAGAAACGACUGCCCAGCAGCGUGUCCCGUGAGGUCCUGACCAGGAGUACCCGGCCCCUUUAAGGUCAGAUAAGGAAGCUGAGACCAGUGGGAAUGUCCUCGAUGGUGGGGAAGCACUAUCAAAAUGCAUUUUCUGUCCCCCUAACCCAGGCUGUAAUACAAGCGGUCUGCUCCCUCUUUCACCCGAGGUCAAGCAGCUUCCAUGAGCUGAGGGCCAGGGAGUCCUGACUCCGGUCCUGAUAGUUCUGAUGGAAGGCGUGUUCAUUGCACCUGCCACGGCGGAGAAUUCAAGUGGUGCUGGCGGUGGGUUUCCACCAAACUUCUGCCCCCUUCCGUAGCGUGAAGCGGCAAAUAAUUAGCCCCAUCCAGCUAACGCAGCACUGACGAGCAUCCAGCGGGCUGAACCAGCCUUACCAUCGAUAGCGGCUGGAGGCCUGGGCAGUGUUAUCAGUGUGCACUCGGGGCCGUUCUCCUUUUGCUGCAGAUUCCAGAGGCUGGGGCCUCUGGUUCAGAUCCAUGGGCAGGGGCUUCCCAGAAACCAGCGUUUGCUCUGAAACCAUCUCGGUAAACUACUUCUACCACGAAGGGUGAGCUGAUGCCAAGGAAACCUCCAUCUCUCUUUCCAGGCAGGCUGCUGGUGGGAACCAAAGGCUUUGCGUGUGACCGUGAUGAGUCGGCGCACAGCACAAUAGCUCCAGAAGAGAAACUAAGAAAAGGAGGACUUGUGGCACCUUAGAGACUAACCAAUUUAUUUGAGCAUAAGCUUUCGUGAGCUACAGUGAGCUGUAGCUCACGAAAGCUUAUGCUCAAAUAAAUUGGUUAGUCUCUAAGGUGCCACAAGUCCUCCUUUUCUUUUUUGCGAAUACAGACUAACACGGCUGCUACUCUGAAACCUGUCAGAAGAGAAACUAGCUCGUAACAGGUCAGCGCUGGGCUUAGAACGCCAGCCUUCUGGUCCACCCCUGGAGAACGCGCCCCCUGAGCGAAGGAGAAUCCAGGUUCGCAGGACGAGCAUCGGCCCUCAUGCGCUCUGUAGGCUGCAGCCUCUAGGGGGUGGCAUGGCCAAAGAUGCUUGAGCAGGUCACGUGGCGCCCAGCAGAGCGGCGAUGGCCGGGCAGAUACAGUCCGCGCACUGCACAGUAUACAGAGUAGCUGACAGGUCCCAGGAAAGUAGCCCAAACAAUUGUGACAUCGCCUCAGUGGCAGCUGCCUUUGCUGGCUAACAUACCAGCGUGAAAGGCAAGUCCGAGCUCUGCGCGGGGGGAGCCGAGGAAAGGAGCUGCCCUUCGAGAGCAAGCUAACCGAUGGUGUAUAUGGCCCAGCUGGCAGCCAUUUCUGAGGGGGGCUGGGAGCAAAGCCCCAUUCCAGUCCCAGCGCCCUCUCUGACUUUCCCGCCGGCUCCCGCAAUCCAGGGCUCUCUCUUUAUUUUUGCUGACGUGUCUUUAAGGGCAAUUCUGUCUCUGUUUUUAAUACUUUUAUGAAACUGGAGCCUGGGUUGUAAAUGAAUCCCGCGUUGUACGGAGAGGAGAGUUGGGUCCUGUGGGAUCUGCUUAUUGAGAAGGAAAUAGAAACAACGGGGUCUUACUGCCGGGAGGGCCUUGUGGUGUUGCUUUAAUAAACAGAAUAUGUCAAGGC
Chelonia mydas (Green sea turtle) is the source of this 5160-nucleotide messenger RNA. RefSeq names its product ras homolog family member G (gene RHOG). Gene Ontology annotation, molecular function: protein kinase binding; GTPase activity; GTP binding. Lineage: Eukaryota; Metazoa; Chordata; Testudines; Cheloniidae. The record is from RefSeq and is a predicted model, not a curated record. Gene Ontology annotation, cellular component: cell projection; plasma membrane; cytoskeleton. Gene Ontology annotation, biological process: regulation of cell shape; regulation of actin cytoskeleton organization; small GTPase-mediated signal transduction. Bases 817 to 1392 code for a protein of 191 amino acids. The transcript is spliced from 3 exons.